Molecule: messenger RNA, 1691 nt
Organism: Aureobasidium pullulans EXF-150
Lineage: Eukaryota; Fungi; Ascomycota; Dothideomycetes; Dothideales; Saccotheciaceae
Exons: 1
Coding region: 199-1491 (430 amino acids)
Source: RefSeq, a predicted model, not a curated record
CUCUUCUCCGCAUGCGCCCGGAUGACAUCCGAAGGCGGAGCCCAAUCGCAGUCGCAUGCUACGCCGAGGCGUCAAGGUCUCAAAGCCUAAGGCACGCCAUUGUCAUCAUCCUACCGUCUGCCGUCUGCCGUCUGCUCCAGCUGUCAUCUCUCCUACAAUUAAUUCCGACACAGGCUCGACUGAUGCCACUCGGCCGCCAUGUAUCGACGCAGCGAUCCUCGCUUCCGCCGGACCAUCAACGAGAUCUCGCAGACCAUCGAGUCGGCCAAUGAGUCCGCCCAGGCCAACAUCUUCACCUUUUCCCAUAGAUACCUGGGUCCCUGCUUUUCUUCCAUCGGAAACUGCUUCCAGUCCUGUUCUUCCUGCGUACCAUGCUGUGACGACCGUCUACGCCGUAGCCGCGCCCGUUCACGCGCCCGUCCCGAGCUGAGCUUCGACUUCUAUGACGACUGGGAUGAUGAUGAGACUGCCGGUCUGUUGGCAUGGGAUACCGAAGAUGCAAGCUAUGGCGCUGGCACCGUGUCAGAUCAACCUGCCCGCGAGCGUGCCAUGAGCUAUGGUGCUCGCCGGGACAAGUACGGCCAUCGCAAACCUCAGCCACGAGAUGAUCCUGAUACCGAUCCGACCCUUAUACCUGCUACUUCCUACUUUGGUUUCCUGGGCAAAUUUUCCAGUAAAAUCACCAGCGGCAAGGCCUUGCGCUACAAGCCCUCAGCCGCCGAUCUGCAAGAACAUCCUGGCGCCUCAAGGACAAUGCCCCCACUCGCAGAAGAGAACGACGAUUUUUCUCCUAGAAAGAGAAGCAAUACCACUGGGAGCAAUGCCACCGUCGAUUCGUUCAGUUCGAGGGGAGAUCUCUUCCCAAGCGAGGACGAAGACGAUGCUCACGAGCUUGACGAUGAAUUCGCCAUGGUUUUGGAGCGUCGCACUACAGGCGCCGGACUAGAAGACGUCAACAGUAAUGGUAAACCACGCCGCCCUGGGAAGCGUCCAAGCACUGGCUCUAGGAUGUCGACUCGAACCAUGUCAAGCAGAAGUACGCGUAGCUCGAAACGACGAUCUCGAGUAGCUAGCUCCUCACCAUCAAGAGAAGCCAUAAUAGAGCGCGAGCCCAAGUCCAUACCAUCCAUGACUGAGCUUAAGCAAGAAGAGGAAAGACUGCGAGAAGAGGAAGAAACUGCCAUUGCUGAGAAAAGAGACGCUGCCCGAGGUCUUGCACUGAAACGCGGACUGAGCGUCAGUGAGCCAUCGCCUAUGGAGCACAUGUCGUCUUCUGCGGAACCAAAGCCUGCUCCAAGCCCGGAUACCACGCGCGACGAGUCCACCGGUCAUACGCAGGAGCACAAGUUACCAAUAUCUUCUGCAUCAGCCGAGGACGACAGGUCAACAGGCAGCGACACCGUCCCGUUCCCAAGCUUUGAUCCACAAGAGGCGGUAGACGACGAACCUGAGUUUGUACCGGCUCAGAUGCCUCGAUUCGCGGGCUCAUGAUGAAUGAUUUCGAUAGCUAUAAAUUCAUAAUCGCAGCGAAGGAGUUUUGGUGCUUUGUGGGCAAGGGAAGAUUAAACUGGGAACGAAUCAUAUGUGCAUAACGAAUCUUCUAUUAUACUUGGUGGUCCGGUGGGUUUGACGUAUCGUUAGAGGAGAGAAUAUUAAUAAUAUCCGCGUGAAAUUUCUACACUAUCAAGCGC